Molecule: messenger RNA, 2751 nt
Organism: Spinacia oleracea (spinach)
Lineage: Eukaryota; Viridiplantae; Streptophyta; Magnoliopsida; Caryophyllales; Amaranthaceae
Product: beta-galactosidase 15-like
Exons: 12
Coding region: 67-2559 (830 amino acids)
Biological process (GO): carbohydrate metabolic process
Molecular function (GO): carbohydrate binding; hydrolase activity, hydrolyzing O-glycosyl compounds
Source: RefSeq, a predicted model, not a curated record
GGGUUCGUAUACUUUCAUCCUUCACCAAUUCAUCAAUAUCAUAAUUGACUUUUUCAUACAUCAAACAUGAAGAUGUUUACUCUUCUCUUAGCGAUAAUCACCAUUGUUAGUGUUACACAUUCAGCCCUCGCUACCGAAGUUUCUCAGGAUGGACGUGCACUUCUCAUUAAUGGAGAGCGUAAGAUCAUCCUUUCUGGCUCCAUCCAUUAUCCUCGUAGUACUCCCGAGAUGUGGCCGGAUUUAAUCAAAAAGUCUAAAGACGGAGGGCUAGAUGCAAUUGAGACCUACGUGUUUUGGAAUUCGCAUGAACCUGUCCGUAGGCAAUAUGAUUUUACCGGUAGAAAUAAUCUUAUAAGGUUUUUGAAGACAGUUCAAGAUGCUGGACUUUAUGCCAUUCUUCGUAUUGGUCCAUACGCCUGUGCUGAAUGGAAUUAUGGAGGCUUUCCGGUUUGGUUGCACAACAUGCCUGGGAUCGAGCUCCGAACUAAUAAUAAAGUCUUCAUGGAUGAAAUGCAAAAUUUCACAACUUUGAUAGUAGAUAUGGUGAAGAAGGAGAGCCUUUUUGCAUCUCAAGGUGGUCCGAUUAUCCUUGCCCAGAUCGAGAACGAAUAUGGCAAUGUAAUGGCUCCCUACGGAGAUGCCGGGAAAGAAUACCUAAAUUGGUGUGCAAAAAUGGCCGUAGCUCAAAACAUCGGAGUCCCAUGGCUUAUGUGCCAACAGAGUGAUGCACCUCAACCCAUGAUUAAUACAUGCAAUGGUUGGUAUUGUCAUGAUUUUACCCCAAACAACCCUAACGUCCCAAAGAUCUGGACCGAAAACUGGACCGGCUGGUUCAAAGCUUGGGGUGGUAAACGUCCAUUCAGGACUUCUGAAGAUGUUGCUUAUGCUGUUGCCCGUUUCUUCCAAACUGGAGGCACUCUUCAAAAUUACUACAUGUACCACGGAGGAACUAAUUUCGGAAGAACUACCGGUGGUCCGUACAUCACCACGAGCUACGAUUACGAUGCACCCCUCGACGAAUAUGGUAAUUUGAACCAACCCAAAUACGGACAUCUCAAGCAACUUCACGACGUGCUACACUCAAUGGAAAAGGCUCUCACUUAUGGAGAUAUUCUCAAAACUGAUUUGGGCAACUCUGUUACGGUGACAAGUUACAAGUACAAUGAAGUCUCAAGUUGUUUCAUUAACAACGAUAACACUUCUGUCGAUGCAACCAUUACAUUCCAAGGUCAAAACUUCACCAUUCCCGCUUGGUCUGUUAGCAUUCUUCCCGAUUGCAAAAACGAAGCAUACAACACCGCUAAGGUCAACACACAAACUUCCAUAAAAGCAAACUUACCCAAUGAAGCUGAACAAGAACCCAGUUCUCUUUCUUGGAGUUGGAGGCCUGAAAUAAUCGGUAGCUAUGUUAAAGGCGGUAAUGGCCAAUUCACCUCGGAUGUUCUUCUCGAACAAAAGGCUGUUACUAAUGAUACUAGUGACUAUUUAUGGUACAUGACAAGUAUUAACCUUGAUGACAAUGAACCCAUUUGGAGCAGUGACGAUAUUAGCCUCCAGAUCAAUUCUAGUGCCCAUGUUAUUCAUGCUUAUGUCAAUGGGAAAGAAAUUGGUUCUGAAUUUGCUCAAGGUUCUUACCACUUCGUUUUUGAGAAAAAGGUUAAUAAUUUGAAGAAGGGGAAGAACAUUAUUUCACUCCUUAGUGCUACUGUUGGACUUCAGAACUAUGGUCCAUUCUUUGACAUGACUCCAGUCGGACUAACCGGUCCGGUAAAGUUAGUCGGAAAGAAGAACAACAAUGAGGUUGUGACAAUGGACUUAUCGUCUCAACCAUGGACAUAUGCAACUGGUUUGCAAGGUCUUGAUAACCAGAAGCUCUAUAGCCAAGGAUCAGCCUAUGCUCUAACAUGGAAGAAAGACAGUAACAUGCCCAUAAACAGGAAAAUGACAUGGUACAAGACUACAUUCGAGCCACCAUUGGGAAAAGACCCAGUAGCUGUGGACCUAAGUGGGAUGGGAAAGGGAGAAGCUUUUGUGAAUGGAGUAAGCAUUGGAAGAUAUUGGCCAAGCUAUUUAGCCGAUGAAGAUGGUUGUGACCUCAAAGCUUGCGACUACCGCGGCCAAUACGAUAACAACAAGUGUGUCUCCAACUGUGGGAAAUCCAUCCAAACAGACUACCAUGUACCGCGAUCUUUCUUAAGGGACGAUGUGAACACCCUAGUCCUAUUCGAGGAAUUCGGGGGAAACCCGACCCAAGUAAACUUCAAAACAGUACGAACAGGAGGAGCUUGUGCAAAUGUGUACGAGGGAAAUACACUAGAGUUUUCUUGUGAAGGAAGAUACAUUUCUGGUAUUAACUUUGCUAGUUUUGGUAACCCAACUGGUGUUUGUGGCUCAUUUGAGAAAGGAUCUUGUGAAGGAGCCAAUGAUGCUAAGAGCAUCCUUACUAAGACUUGUGUUGGCAAAGAGACUUGUUCAGUAGAUGUUUCGGAGAAGGUAUUUGGUGCAGCAUCAAACUGUGGAGAUGAAAUCAAGAGACUUGCAGUGGAGGUUGUUUGUUAAUAUGAGUAGUUUUAUGAUUUAGUUUUAGGAGUUAAUCAGUUUUUAGAUUUAGAUUUAGUUUUAGGAGUUAUUACUGAAUAUUUUUUAGCAUUAAUACACAUUCGUACAUGAUAGUAUAGUAUAAUACAGAAUAUUUUUCUGUAUCACAAUAAAUAAAACGAUUCAAAAUUAACAGAGUAUUUUAUUUGUUUA